Molecule: messenger RNA, 510 nt
Organism: Debaryomyces fabryi
Lineage: Eukaryota; Fungi; Ascomycota; Pichiomycetes; Serinales; Debaryomycetaceae
Exons: 1
Coding region: 1-510 (169 amino acids)
Source: RefSeq, a predicted model, not a curated record
AUGCUUAUAAAAGAUAUAGUUCAGCAAUUGAUAGACGACAAUUUGAUCAAUUGUGAAAAAUGUGGUACGACAAACUUAUACUGGUGUUUCAAAUUUGACAAAAUUAAAAAUUUACAAGUUCAGUAUAACAAUUACCAGAAAAGGCUUAAAGAGAAGCAAUUAGAAAGAGAUCAGCUUAUCGAAAAGAUCCAACUGGGUAAGUUACAAAGAGUUCCAAAGGGAGAAUUUGGUGAUAGAAGCAAAUUGAUCAAGCAAUUCACAUGCCUCAAUAAUCGUAAACAACAAUUAGAUGAAGAAUUGCAAAAGUAUGGUGAUAACGAUCCUCAGUUAAUUGAGGCGUUGAAUGAAAAGAAUGCACGUCUUAUACUGGCAAUUGAAACAUAUACGGAUGAUAUUGAAUCAUUGAUUUACUAUUUUACCAAGGUUUCCUUGGCUGCUAUCGAAGAGCUGGAUUUGAGAAAUGAGCUAGGAAUUCCGACAGAAUUCGCUGAAUUACCAAGAUUACAAUAG